Molecule: messenger RNA, 3042 nt
Organism: Scatophagus argus
Lineage: Eukaryota; Metazoa; Chordata; Actinopteri; Scatophagidae
Gene: stau1
Product: staufen double-stranded RNA binding protein 1
Exons: 15
Coding region: 322-2409 (695 amino acids)
Source: RefSeq, a predicted model, not a curated record
GUCACUUCCCGGGGAGUGAAUCAAGAUAGGGCCAUUCUCUUUAGUGUUUGCCCUGUUUUCCCAAUGUCCAUCUCCUCACCGCUCGCAUUUUGAUAUAAAAAUAACACAGACUGACUCCUGAAACUGGCUGUUAACUAAAGCAAACGAGAGUAAAUCAACGUGUAUUAUGGAGUAACUGAAAACGGAACAAAAGGAGCAACGAGGCAGAGCUUAUAUUCAAACCUGCUCAAUAAACAGUUCUUCCCACUUUGGCAUUCAUCAUUGCUGCACAAGUUCUUACCUUGACCUCAGCCUACGAUUGACUAAGCUCAAACAACAAGGAUGUCCCAGCUCCAGUUUCAGUGUCCGGCUAGCCCCAUGCCUGCUGUCCCUGCCCCAGUGCAGCUGGGACAGCCACAGCCGGGUUACAGCAUCCCUUGUGCGUCAGGCACCCUACCCUCGGAGAGCGCCAGUCAGCCCAUCAGGAGCUCAGCUCUUCCUGCGGGCUCAGCCACUCCCUACAAUACCACCACAGUGUCUAACAUGGCAAACCCUAAAGAGAAGACCCCUAUGUGUUUGGUGAAUGAGUUAGCCCGUUUCAACAAGAUCCAACCUGAGUAUAAGCUGCUUUGUGAGCAAGGACCAGCUCACUCCAAGAUUUUCUCAGUUAGACUUACACUGGGAGAUCAGCACUGGGAUGCAGAGGGGACCAGCAUCAAAAAGGCCCAGCAUUCUGCUGCUGCAUCUGCCCUCGCUGAGACAACACUUCCCAAGCCAACUGUUAGGACACCUCGCAACACAGGCAAGAACCCAGCCGAUGGCAUGACACAUACCAUGGAGUUAAAUGCACUAUGUAUGAAGCUUGGUAAAAAGCCUGUGUAUAAACCCAUUGACCCGUACCCGGGGAUGAGACCACCAAACUUCAACUACAACGUCCGGGCUCCAGGACCUUACCAACGCUCUAUGCAACAGUACUACUACCCAUUUCCUCCAGUGGGGCCAAUGAUAUACCACAUGGAGCUUUCCAUCGGAGGCCAGCAGUUUAUUGGUAAGGGACGCACACGGCAGUUAGCCAAACAUGACGCUGCUGCCAAGGCCCUGAAAGUGCUGCACAAGGAACCAAUAUUGCAACAGUUGCCAGUGAUGAAUGGAGAGCCCGAGGAGGAAAACCUCAACAAAUCCGAAAUCAGUCAAGUGUUUGAAAUUGCACUUAAACGCAACUUACCUGUCAACUUUGAGGUUUUAAAGGAAGAAGGCCCUCCUCACAUGAAGAAUUUUGUAGUGUGUGUCACAGUAGGGGAGUUCACUGGAGAGGGCGAAGGAAAGAGUAAAAAAAUUGCCAAGAAGCUGGCAGCAGCAGCGGUACUGGGGGAGUUGAAGAAGCUGCCCCAUAUUCCUAGUGCGGAAAAGACGCUGCCACGCAUCAAAAAGAAAUCCAAAUCCAUCAUCAAGCUGCAAACCAGCCCAGAAUAUGGUCAGGGCAUGAAUCCCAUCAGUCGCCUGGCUCAGAUCCAGCAGGCCAAGAAGGAGAAGGAACCCGAGUACAGUAUGGUGACAGAGAGAGGUCUACCUCGGCGCAGGGAGUUCGUCAUGCAGGUGACGGUGUGCAGCCAGACUGCAGAGGGAAUGGGACCCAGUAAGAAGGUGGCUAAGAGGAAUGCAGCAGAGAAAAUGCUCGACCUCUUGGGAUAUAAAGUGCCUCAGCCUCAGCCCCCUAAGCCGGCACUCAAAACUGAUGAAAAGACGCCAGUGAAAAAGCCUGGUGAUGGACGCAAAGUGACCUUCUUUGAACCUGGCUCUGUAGAGGAUGUGACACUGAGUUCCAAGGAGGAGGACUUCCGCCUGCCUUACCUGAGCCACCAGCAGCUGCCUGCAGGCAUCCUGCCCAUGGUCCCCGAGGUGGCUCAGGCAGUUGGGGCCUGCCAAGGAUCCCAGGCCAAGGACUACAGUCGAGCUAUGCCCAAUCCAGGCAAGGCCACGAUCACUGCCAUGAUUGCCAAUGAGCUGCUUUAUGCAGGGACAUCCCUGACUGCUGAGACCAUCCUAAAAAACAAAAAUAACAUCAACCAACUGCCCCAAGGACCCCUCACCAGGCCUUCAGAACAGCUCAGCUAUCUUGCAUCUGUGCAGGGCCUGCAGGUGGAAUACAAAGAUUUUCCCAAAAACAAUAAGAAUGAAUUUGUGUCACUUAUUAACUGCUCCUCCCAACCACCGCUCCUUAGUCAUGGGAUUGGGAAAGAUGUUGAAUCCUGUCAUGAUUUGGCUGCACUGAAUAUAUUGAAGCUGCUCUCUGAGUUGGACCAGCAGUCAAAUGAAAGGACAGGAAAUGGACCAGUCUCUCGGUGUGGCAAGCAGGAAAUCGAAGGUGACAUGCACCUCAAACAGGCUAACUCAAGCACAUUGGCACAGACCCUGGAUGGCACUGUUUAGAUGAUCAGAUUUGGUUGUCUGUAAAAGCACUAGAGAAAACUCAGACACUGUGUUCUUAGAAGGUAGCAGGAAGCUCUGGGCACUGUAGGCUCUAAACCAUCACUGUUCAUAGUCCUUGUUCCAAAAUGUUCACAGUUAAACAAGAUUGAUAGGAACAAAUAGUUUCUUCCCCUUAAUGUUGUUUAAUUGUUCACAUUAUUUAUUUUGUUGCAUUGUAGAAAAAGUUGCUGCAUCCUAGUCAAGGAGACGGGGGUUUACAAUGCAGAAGAAGAAGAAAUUUAACUGUGAACCUUUUUUUCCUUUUCCUCUCUGUGAGACGUUCUAAUUCUUUUGUGUUUUAUACCCUGUCGAGGUAGUGCUGAACAGUAGAUCUGGUAAAGGUUUGGACCUCAUCUUUGUCUAGGUUGCGGCUGGCGAACCUCUGUUGAUUUUCCUAGACUGCUUUGUAUCAACAACCAGUGUUAUCGACAUUACCAUGUAGGGCUGGGACGAAUUUCUGACUAAAUGUAGCUUGACAUUGUGUCUGCUGUGUGCGUCAGUUUCCCCGUUACUUCCUUUUUUUCCUUUCAUGUCAACCUCCCUUCCCUCUCUGCUCCUCAAAUUAAAAUUACGUGCUUAUGUGCACAAAACAAG